GGUGAGCCUCCCGCGCAGCUUCGCAUGUUUUGCCCCCGUGUUGUCGCCUCGCCGCCUCGUCAACGCGCGUUCGAGUCCGCUUCCCCUCCCGCGCAGUCCUUUUCCCUGGUGCUGCCGUUGGCCGUCAACGGGCGUGGCUGUGGCCGUGGCCCUUGAAGGCAGGAACCGUGGACUGACGUGGGCGGGAACCGUUCCUCGGCGGCAACUGAAUAAAAAAAUAGCAACUAUGGCAAAGGCUAUGGCGGACGAAAAGUUGGUGAAGGCAAUGAGCGAUCUUGAGGUAUCAGACGAAACAGUCGCCGAUCCGGAUCCCGUGAACGAGCCAGCAGCUGUCAGAGUAGCAAGUAGAAAAGAACUGUACCCACCGAUCGAGCCCAAUGUGACGGGUUACCUGAAAGUGUCCGAUCUUCAUUCUCUCUAUUGGGAAGAAAGUGGUAAUCCACAAGGGAAGCCUGUUCUGUUUCUUCAUGGUGGGCCAGGGGGUGGAACGUCACCUGGAUGCCGUUGCUUUUUUUGUCCUGACACGUACCGUAUUAUUUUAUUUGAUCAGCGUGGAUCUGGAAAAAGCAUUCCGCAUGCAAGCAUUGAGGAGAACACAACCUGGGACCUGGUUUCAGACAUAGAGAAAUUGCGGGAACACCUCAAAGUUGACAAAUGGCAGGUUUUUGGCGGCUCAUGGGGAAGCACUCUCGCACUUGCAUAUGCUGAAACGCACCCAGAUAAGGUUAAGUGCCUGGUGCUGAGAGGAGUCUUCUUGCUUAGGAAGAAAGAGGUGGCCUGGUUCUAUCAAGAGGGUGCCUCUGCAGUCUUUGCAGAUGUUUGGGAAGAUUUCAGGGACUUCAUCCCAGAGGAAGAAAGGCAUGAUCUCGUGUCAGCAUACCACAGGCGAUUGACGAAUGAUAAGGAUGAACAGCUGCAGCUGGAGGCAGCAAGGCAUUGGACAAAAUGGGAAAUGGCGACCAAUCAUUUAAUGCCAUCAUUGGAAUCGCGCAAGAGAGGCGAAAGUGACGACUUCGCGCUGGCUUUUGCAAGCAUAGAGAAUCAUUACUUUGUCAAUCGGGGUUUCUUCGAAAGCGAUGGAUGGCUGUUAAAAAAUGUGGAUAAAAUCCGUAACAUUCCAGGCAUAAUUGUGCAGGGAAGGUAUGACAUGGUCUGCCCAUUCAUGUCAGCAUGGGAGCUUCAUAAGUCGUGGCCGGAAUCUCAACUCUGGGUUAUUCCUAAUGCGGGGCACUCUGCAAAUGAGGUGGGAAUUUCAGAAGGCCUCGUUCAGGCGACCGAGUAUUUCAAAGACUUACACUAAUGCGAGCGCCCCUUCCUUCACAGCCAGCCAGCUAGUCUUGCUUGCCUACCUAGGCAUUGAUUCUUUGGUUCCCUCAUCGGCACAGCUCGUCGAUCACUGUCACAGAAGUGAUGAUGGCCUGCGGGUGCAUGGGUGGUUUUCUGUCAGAGUCUCAGAGAUGAAAAGGGGUAGGUAAGACCCCGCAUGGUUGGUUUUCUGUCAGAGUCUCAGAGAUGAAAAGGGGUAGGUAAGACAAUAGACGAGAACAUGUCGUCUUGGAGUUCAUGUCGUUGAUAGAAGAGGGCAAUCGCUGCAGGUUGCAGUAGAAUAAAAAAGGACAGGCUGCUCCCUGCGACGAUCUGGCUGCGAUCGGAGAGCAGCCGAUGUCUUUUAGCGUCUGUUCUUAAACCCCCGGUUCAGACGAGCCUAAGCUGAUGACGCUACCUUCCAAGGCUUGGGAGCCUGCAAGUGCGCCUUUUUCAGAGUGCCCUGCCACUUUAACUACUGGCCCAGGCUUGAAUCGGAAAGCUCCUUCCAUAUAUGCCAGUAGGCGCUGUACUCUGCUUCGGGGGAAGCGGACGCUUCGGGGGUGAUCUGGCUGUUAAAACCACCAGUACCUCUGAGCCUCUUUUGCCAGGGGCAGCGCACAUCAUUUCAUUUCUGGCUGGCACUGCGAAAACCAUUUUGGUCCACGGUUCAUUCGGAGAACCCGGAUUGUCGCAAUUUCGAUUCUGAAGUCUGCCUGGUCCAACCAAGGUACUGACGGUUUCAUUUCUUGCCCUGUUCCCAUCGGCUAUGGCCGCGCAGAGGCCUAUCACCUUGCAGUCUGUCUGGCUGAGGUUGAAAGUCGUGUCGAAUGCGCAAUCUGCACUCCACCUCAGCCGCGCGCUAGCAACCUCGCCUAUGUGCUUCAUGUCUAUGGUGGCUCUUGACAUCAUCCGCUUUUGGGUGGUGUUUCUUGAUAAAUGUUUCGAGCCAGG
Messenger RNA from Chara braunii, 2259 nucleotides. Lineage: Eukaryota; Viridiplantae; Streptophyta; Charophyceae; Charales; Characeae. The record is from the annotation of a GenBank genome assembly.